AUGUUCAAAGAAAAAGAAACGACAAUCGACAUCGUUCAAUUGGUGAACAAUUCUGAACAAGCCACACCAGACGAAAUUUUAGCCGAAGCUUUCAAGAGAUGCCAAUGCAAGAAAUUACGGGCAGCCUGCACGAAAUUAGGUCUCCAUCCUCAGUCUGAACCUUCAAUGAAUUCUAAAAACGGAUACAUUCAGUUACUAUUGACAUAUCGACGCGCUCGACGACAAGGUGUAUUGUUUACAGGAUAUUCUAAACACAAGGUUACACAUCAGAGACAAUCGGGUCCUUCUAGUAUCAUCAAGGGCAGGACACCAAAUUGUGGGUUUGUCCUAGUCAAUGUCAUCUUUUGUCCUUCUUUAAUUACCAGAAUUGCCGAAUCUGGAGCAGUACCAGGCACAGGAAAAAAGAUCAAGUCGGUGGAUGGUAAUUCUAAAUACUGGCGAGAUGUAGCUGAGAUCUAUGCCAGUAGGCCUCUUACUAUUCUUAGGAUCGAAGGAUCAUUAGGACGGUAUCCUGGUAUUGAUCCGACACUGGCGGCUCAUCAUUCUUCCGUAAAGCUUUGUGCAAUUUGGAAAGAGAUGGUAACCACAUACGACGAUUGUAAUUCGCGUUGGAAACAAUCGGAGACGAAUCACUUGGGGUUCGAGCAAUUUUGUACGCAGAUGGAUGUACUCUAUUUACAUGAAAGGUUACAGUUGCAACCUUUUAGAUCGAUGGAUUCACUUCAGUUUUCAGAACGAGUAAGGACGGAGAAUAAAGAUAGAAGCUCAAACUUAUCAAUUGAAAGAAUCGAAAGUGAUCUUGCGAAUGAAGUUUCACUAGAAAGUCAGGAUUCAAGCACGAAUGGAACUCACGAUGGAGUUCAAAGACUGAAUGCACAAAAGCAGAUUUCGGGCAAUAGCAGAGUUUGUGAUGUUCAACAGCGUAAUGUAUUGACGAGAUCAGAAGCGGUGCAUUUACCAAUUCGACAAAAUUCUGAUGUAUGGAAAAGGCCUUUGCGUCGAGGCUCGGGUAUGGUGAGAGAUAGGGUCAAUCAAAUUUUGAACCCAAAGCGACAUCGUGUGAAUGUGUAUGAAGGCAUUAUCUUUUCGUCACAAGCAGUGCGAGAAACGAUGACAGCACUCGAAGCUCUCAGAAACAGCCGAUUUGACAAUAAAGUCAUCGCUCAAGCCGAAGAAAAGGUGGACGUCAUCGUGCAGGCUUGGCUUCGCGAAUUAGAUAAUGUUGCACACGUAUGA
Plasmopara halstedii is the source of this 1236-nucleotide messenger RNA. RefSeq lists its product as uncharacterized. Bases 1 to 1236 code for a protein of 411 amino acids. The transcript has a single exon. The record is from RefSeq and is a predicted model, not a curated record. Lineage: Eukaryota; Oomycota; Peronosporomycetes; Peronosporales; Peronosporaceae.